Molecule: messenger RNA, 6426 nt
Organism: Silurus meridionalis
Lineage: Eukaryota; Metazoa; Chordata; Actinopteri; Siluriformes; Siluridae
Product: thyroid adenoma-associated protein homolog
Exons: 31
Coding region: 96-5681 (1861 amino acids)
Biological process (GO): tRNA methylation
Cellular component (GO): cytosol
Source: RefSeq, a predicted model, not a curated record
AGGGAGUGUUUAAUUGGGAUGCGACCUGGUAGUAGAUCCACCACAUGAGGAAACGCUGUCCUGUGUUUCAGAUGUACAGUACAUGAGUUAUUACUAUGAUUCCUCCGGUUUUAGAUGAUCCUCAGGUGGAAACACUUCUCAAUUCCUUGGUUUUAGAGGAUGAUAUACUGAAAGAUGUCAGAGAUGAGCUCCAGCUAUUCCUGGAGAAGCUCACAGAUAGUGCAAGGAGCACAACAAAACGGGUUAAAGAGCGCUUGCUAGAAGAAGCAUUGCAGAUGCUAAGGAAAGUCCCACCACCACUUCUUCAAGCGCUGAAGUGCGAACAUCAACGGCGCCUCACUCAGAUCAUCCUGUCGUCCCAGAUAGACGCGGUGAACAAAUCCACGUCAGCCUGCCGCAAACUAGACCGGAUGUUGCAACACCUGGCUCAGGUCAAUGAGUCUUUAGUAUUUGACGAAGUCCGACAAUGUCUUGACAGGCUUCUCCAUCAGGAGAAGGUGCUGUCUUUAAAGGACAUUCAAUUAGUGUGUAUGUUUUUGGAGGAGAGCACGAUGGGCAGAGAAGGUUUAAGACUAAUGUUUUCAUCUCUGAUGUGUAAAAUCACCACAUUGUUUCCUGACAUUAUGAAAGAUGAAGCGUCAAGAAACGGUUCUAUGUGUUACCACACAGUCAAGGUAUGUCUGCAGGUGUUCCAGCUGCUGCCUGAGCAAGUGGUGCCUCUGGUAUUUUUAGAGCAGAAAGACAAGCCGUAUGUGAACGAGAUUCUGGGAUCCCUUAUGAAUAUUAUCUCGGGAGAGAUUAGUAACAGGGAGACACGAUUGUUGGCAGGCACUGCUGUGGCCAUGCUGAUCUCUGCAGCUCCUGACACUGAGAGUGGAGCUUCAGCAGCCAUGAAUUUACUUCAGGUUACCAGCACGGAGCAGCGUAUUUUGACAGUAGGACAGUUGCAGGUGGACUGUGUUUCCAGACAUUGUGAUGGAGUUGAUAAACUCAGUGUAGCCAGAGGACUCCUGACCUGCUUAAGGAAGGACUUCCUCACCCAAAAGAAUAAAGACAAACAGACCUGCCUCCUCCUAGAUGGAUUAUUUCCUCUUAUCUCCGAUUUGCUCAGAGAAAAACGGGACUGUCACUACUAUGUGUUUCAAGUGUUUAUCUUGUGGCUGAAAAGUGUGAAAGAAUGCCUGCUCGAGAUUAGGGAGCUCUAUGGCGCUUCUUUUCUAGACGUUGACUCCGUCCUUCGAGACAGACUCACGCAGAUCAUUUGGGACAACGCUGAGAGCCCGGUGGAGGGCGUGUCUGAAUCAGUACGCACUGCCUUCAGUUUAUUCCUGGAGAUCUACGAGAUGGACCGUCGGCUUUCUGGAGAUACUGAGAAACGGCUUUACAUGAAUUUGCUGCACAGGAUUGCUGAGCUGCCGUGGGAGUCCAAAGCCAAAUAUUCACCGCUCGGUGCCCUUGUGCCAUAUGUUGGUACAGACAAGGUUCUGGAACUGUACCCGGCUCUUCCGUCUCAUAUCUGUAAGUGCCUCUCCGCCAAUCACCUUGCACCUUGUGCGUCUGAGCUCUACAAGUUGCUGCUUCAGGAGCAAAGACAGGAGCUUACAGUGAGUACUGUGAAAGACGCUCCACCCACUGAGCUCCACCUGGCCACUCAAUGGAUGCAACGAUGGCAAUCUACACUCCUGAAAGCUCUGACCUCUGACGUGACUCUACUUCAGAAUAACACCUCCAGCUACCUCCUUCCCUACACCCUACGCUGCUUUCCAGAUGCAUUUAAAACGUUACUGGCUGCUUUAGACCCUGUUGCCCCGGGGCACUUACGAGCAUGGGUGUGUAUCAUGAGUGCCCAGCGUGCAAAUAACAGGCAUCUGUUCUGGAAAUCAGAAAGCAACUUUCCCUUGGGAACGCUCAGGCUGGCCUUGUCGUCUCUGGAUGACGGUGUGCGCUUAGCGGCUUUCAGUCUGAUCUGCUGCAGCCCAAAGUCUAAAGAACCUCCGUUAGAGGUGGAAUAUGCUGCCAUCAGGGACUUUCUUCCUUUUAAUCUGAACAGUUAUUCGUCUCCGUUUCGUCAGCACCUUCAGGCUGGAGUCAGGAAGUUCCUCGUGAGGAUUAGGGACAGUUCUAUGGCAAGGCUAAAAAGUCAAAAAAGUAAAAAGGGCCUGAGCCAUGAAGAGCAGAAAGAACUUGAGCAAGGCGUAGACUUUAUUGACUGGCUGGCGCAGUUGCCAUUUGUCUCCCUGGUUCCUGGGAACAGCUUCCAAAGGAAGAAGACAGCGCUUCUUCUGCUAGCGGCAAUUCUGGAGACCUGUUCAGACUCCUGGAGUCCAGACAGGAAGAAAGGUCAGCCACCAGCGAACAUGUCCGAGCUGAUAGACUACGCCACAGAAAGGCAAAAGUGGGAUUUUUACUGUCGGUCAAGACAGCUGGUCCUGAUUGGCUGUUUGGAGGAUAUGACCAAUGAGAUCCGAGAGCAUGCGGCUGAGCUGCUGGUGAGGUUUUUCCCAUCGUCUCUCGAGUCUGAUGUCGCUGCUGCUCUUUUUAGCCGAGCACAGAGACGUCUGCACAGCCCACGUGUUCAGGAGGCUCAGAUGGGGGCUCUGAUGAUCAAACUACUGCUACAGAAAGGCGUGUCUCUGGAUGGUGUAGUGUCUGAGCCUCUGAAGCAGGAUGAUGUGCAGUCGGUCAGGGUAAUCAGAUACCUGCUGAAGAUUCUGGAGCAGCAGUACCUAAUCGCCAAGCAGGACAUGCUGCUUGCUGCACGCUCCGCACCUCUACAUGGUGCAGUCAGUGCUAUUCACAAGUGUGUGAUGGACGUGCCUGGGGCUUUGGCUGAAGCUUUAGAUGGCAGUAUGAUUGCAGAAAUGCUCUCACUGCUGGAAAAGAUCACAUUGCUGCUGCUCGGAGUGUUGUACGGAGAUCAGAAUAUGGAGGAAAAAGAAGUCCCACCUUCAUUUUGCGACAUGGGGAACGCCAUCAGUUCUCUAAUUGGACACAGUGGCUCAGGCCUGGAUGAAGAAGGAGAAGAGAAUGUGCUGCUAUCAGAAGAGCACAGUCUAGUGCUGACCAGCUGCUGGGUCACGCUGAAGGAAAUAGGGAUUUUUCUCGGUUUGCUGGUAGAGAAGAUUCUGUUGAUCACUCGUGAGGACAGAACAUGGCUAACUGUUGAAGAUCUGCAGAAGGUUUCAAAAGUAUUCAAGGACAUUAUUCUGAAAUGUAGGCACUGGGGGGCAGUGGAGGGCUGCUGCAUUGGAUUCACAAAAUUCUGCACUGCCCUUCUUACCAGCUCUGAUCCAAAGCUCAGAGAAAUUCCUAACGACAUUCUACAGCAGGGUCUUUGUGUCCUUCAGACCCCCCGCGGUACGUCAGUGACGAGACGGGCAGCUGGCUUGCCGAUGCUUAUUCUUGGUGUGUUGGCAGCCGAGGAGAACAGCACCUCUCACCUACUGCUGGCACACAGCAUGAACACACUACUGGAGAUAGCCAGAGCCCCACUGCCCCUGAACUGGGACCAGACACUUGACUUGCCCCAGGUAUGUGCUGUUCACACAAUUCAGGCACUGGUGAAAGGCUCCAGUUUGGGUAUGACUAUUCUUCAGUAUGCAUCCGAGGUCACCAUGCUGUCACUCACACUACUUAGCUCUCCUUGGUGGGCCAUGAGGAACGCUGCCCUGCAGCUUUACAGUUCUCUCUGCUCCAGAAUGUUGGGUCAAAAACCUGCUGAUGAAGAUGUCUCUGCUCAGUAUAGCAUUUCCUCCCCUGCUUUUUUUAAACAAUAUCCUGCAUUAAAGCCCUUCCUCCAGGGCGCAUUAGAAAGAGCAGCCACAGACCUGCAUGAAGCCAGACUGAGCCUUCAGCCCUCUCUCUACCCCAUCCUAACCCUGCUGGCCAAGCUGCACCCUGGAGCUCAGGAGCAAACACAGGCUCUGUCCGACUUCCUACCUCCGCUGCUCCAGCUAGCUGCUAGCCCCAUAUACGGUGUGAGAGCGAUGUCCGCCCAAGCCCUGGUUGCCAUGAUACCACCUACAGAGUAUUUGGCAAGUGUACUGAGCGUGGUGAAGGAGCUGCCCGAGAAGCCAGUUAGCCCAAGCUGUCACAACAGUAUACAUGGCCGACUCCUACAGAUUAAGGCCAUCCUGACCAGAGUCCUUCAUGCUGACAACGCUUGCCCAUCCUCUCUAUAUGGUGUGGUGAAGGCGAUGGAGGACCGACUUUGGCUGGCAUCCAAUGAGCAAAAGUGCCCUUUGGUGUGCCAGGCGUACGUGGCUGUGCUGAGGCUGCUGAGAGAGAACUGCUCAGGGGAUUUUCUCAAGAAUCUUGGCACUCUGCUGAUGAAGGAACUACUCAGAAAGCCACACAUUCUUGAGCUUGGCUCUUCCUCUUUCCACCAAAGUGCUGUGCACUUCCUGUGUGAAGACCCUGACUGGGCGUAUCAGGUGUGGCCCCACCUGUCCAGUGGAAGUGCAGUUACUCGUCUCUCUUUGGUGAAGUGGGUAAAAGAAGGGCGGGGCUGGAGAGGAAGUCGCUUACAGAAUGAACUGGAGAAAAUACUCCAGGCCAGUCUGAAGGAGGCACUCAUGGAUCAGGAUGUUGAGUACAAGAGUGUGUACUUAUCAGCCUUGGUGGAAGUCAUGACCCCAGAUGUGUUGAGCGUAACCCAUUCUCAGCCUGUCCAGUUAAAGCUUGAGGGGGAAGAGCUGCAGGAGUGUGUGCAACUCCUCUUGGAGGAUCUGGAGGGAAGCAGAGGAGGGCCAGAGCUUCUCUCUCAGACCCUGUGUGCUCUAUCUCUUCUACUUUCUCCAAGCACGGACAUGCUCGUACUGCAGCGCUGGUGUAUGCUAUUAGAAACACACAGGUGUGCUGAGGCUCCUGAAGCUCUGCGAUUGGCCUGUGCUCAGGCUCUGGUUCUGACCGGAGCUUCUCUAGUGACCAGCAGCUUGAUGGGCAGCACUGCUCUGGAAGCUCUCAGUGUCAGACUGAUCAGUGCAGGUGUGCACCUACUGCAGGAUCAGAGUCAGCAAGUGAGAGGCCAGUCUGCCAUCUUUGCUUCGCUUAUCUGCAAGUCCCAAUCAGGAAAACCCCCAACAAGGUGCUAUCUUAUGCAGAGCAACCAGUCUUUAUGUAUGCUGCUGGACCUGCUGCUGUGGAAAUUCUGGGAUAGUGAAGGCACUUUGGAGGCUUUGGUGUGUCACUUGCCAAAUUGGGAUCUCAAAAGUAUACUUCAGGAGACAAAGCUCUCACAAUGCAGCACUCUUUAUGAGCAGGACAACGCCAACAUGUUUUUGGAGCCCUCUGUGAUUUCUGAGACCAUCCUGCCAUAUUUGCUUUGCCUGGCAAAACGAUACCCAGAAUCCUCUGUCCUUGCCAGGCUUCUCGAUCGGUGGGAACAAGAAAAUACAGUCUCAGUCAGAGAGAACCUUAGCAUCUGUGCCGAGCUCCAUUUGGGUGACACCAUAGAUCCUGACUGGUUGAGUGUGCUGAUGGAGCCACGUUUCCACGGUGCCCUGUGUGGGCUGUACGCCAAGGCUGCCUUUCUGCUGCACAUUCACAGUGUUUCAAAGAAGCCAAGACCCCUGGGUGACCCUUCUGUUUUAGACCUUCUGGAAGUACACAAACGGUUUAGCUUGCAUGGAGUUUAUCUUCCAGACUGUUUUGUUAACGACAUUAGAACAGAGCGAGUAUAAACUGAUUCAAGUGGAUUUGUGAUUGUAGUAGAUUUGAGGUUUUAUAUCAAUUCUGAUUGGAUGCCAAAAACUUUCACGAGCUACCUCAGUCUCAGAUAAAGUGAGGAAAAAAGCAUGUGAGUAUUGCAGUAAUACAUAUAAUCAUUAUUACAUACUGAAGGGUAGGUAAUUGCAAAUGUUUUCAAAGUAAAUCACAUUCCAAUGGAUUCAGCCAAGCGUCUCAGGCUAUUUAAUUUAUAAAUUAAUUCGGAGGUAAUCCAUUAGGACACAUUUUUAGGCACUGCGUUUAAGGCUUUAGUGUGCGUAUCUGCGUUUGUGUCUUCAUUAUUGGCAGUAUCUACACACCGUGGAAAAAAACCAGAGAAUAAAAAGGGACAGCAGAUAUAUUAAAGUUGCAGUGUGCAAUUUUUAAAGAAGCAUGUAGGUACCCAUUGAUCUUAAAAAGACUGAUCUGGAUCAGUGUUAGUUUCUUUCAGACCCAGAAAUGAACAUUGCCUCUAAGAUAAUACAGAGCUUCUCAACACUGCCUCUCACAGUACUUGCACUUCUCCAAGUAGACACCAGGGGGCUUUACAACGUGCAAACUGCUGCUUUAAUAUUCUUCUACUUAUAUCCUAUAAAACAAUGUGCUCUGAUCAUAAACAGGAAGUGGAUUUUUUUAUACAAUAUUUAUAUCUUGUUCAUAUCUGAUUUUAUUGAUAUGUAAAGAUAUUUGGUCAAAUAAAUAAAAGUAUUCUAAACCUUU